AUGAGCCAGCAACGCAAGCAACAAAGAGAAGAAGAUAUCCAACUUCUACUUGCCGUUAAAGCCCACCUUGGCACUCCAAAUGUCUCAGAACAAAUGAAGCCUUAUGUUUUCCAAAAACGUGCAGAUGGCUUAAACAUCAUUCACUUAGGUAAGACUUGGGAAAAAUUAAUGCUCGCAGCCAGAGCUAUUGUAGCAGUUGAAAACCCAGCCGAUGUCAUCGUCAUUAGCGCUAGACCAUAUGGACAACGUGCAGUUCUGAAAUUCUCACAAUACACUGAAACUUCUUAUCUAGCUGGCAGAUGGACUCCAGGAACUUUCACAAACCAGAAAAUCCCUAAAUUUAUGGAGCCAAGGCUUAUUAUUGUUACAGACCCACUUACAGACCACCAGGCUUUAAUUGAAGCCUCAUAUGCCAAUGUCCCAACAAUUGCAUUCUGUGACACCGAUUCACCAAUGAAAUUUGUUGACAUUGCAGUUCCUUGUAACAACAAAAGACAUUUUUUUUGCCAGGUGACGCCAAAACAAAAAGGCGUCACCUGGAGGCCAUGGAGCAAGGAAGUGUCAGGGGGUGAGUUUUGCUAACAAAAUUGGGCCUUUCCCUAGGCCCUUGAGGUGUGCGGCAGCAAUUUUGGACGGACUUCACGGCGAGAAGGAAGUGAGGAUGCUUCGUGCGGAGCUUGGGGCGUGAAGAAGGCGCGGAACAUCAUCUCCAGAGCCAAUACCCCUCUGGAGUAGGAACCCGUGGCCGCUAGGUCCGGAAGCUAAAUGAACAAGGGUCUCUCCUGUAGAUGGUGACGUCACCAUUUUUGAGGACGUCACCAGAAAAGAUGGAAACAUAGUGAUGAGAAUUUAAUUUAGCUGGAAAUGAGUUGGUUUGUGGUUUCUGCUGAGUGAAAGAUGCUUGGCGUGAUGCUGAUGUGCUGAUGGUGCUAAUGACGCUGCUGGUGCUGAUUUGGUGGGUAACGUAGGGUAGGGUAACCGUAAUUCUUUUCUUCUUGUAACAACAAAGCCAAAAACUCAAUUGCAAUGAUGUACUGGUUAUUAGCAAGAGAAGUACUUUAUUUAAGAGGAGCUUUAAGCAGAACCCAACAGUGGGAUGUUAUGGUUGACUUGUUUAUAUGGAGAGACAUAGAAGCCGAAGAAAGAGCUGCUAAAGAAAAAGGAGAAGCUGUAAGAGAAACAAGACAAAGGAAAAAAGAGCAAUGGGAUGAAGCAGGAGCAGAAGCUGCAGAACACCCAGCAGAAGAGCAGAACCUCGCUGAAGGAGAAAACUGGGAAGAAGGGCAAGGAUGGAGUGAAGAACAACCAGCACAAGGCUGGGACUAA
Messenger RNA from Blepharisma stoltei, 1326 nucleotides. The record is from the annotation of a GenBank genome assembly. NCBI's taxonomy places the organism in Eukaryota, Ciliophora, Heterotrichea, Heterotrichida, Blepharismidae.